GGGGAAAGAACAACGAGUAAACAGCUAGAACAUGGACAUAAAUCACACGUAACAUUGAAACAUACAAGAGUCAAAGCCUAAGCAAGCCCAAUCAGGCCGGAUCAUUCUAGAGGGCCAAUGGACACGAUGGAAAAUAUUGUGUAUCACAGUAUGAAUGGACAGCCUGUUGCUACAAUGAGAACAUUCACAAUAGUUUUGUGUCUGUUUCAUCUGUCACAUCAAACUGAUGGUCCAGCUAAUUUAUCACUGGACAUAAAACCAGCUACUCCCCUAAAGAAUGGAACAUUGUAUGUCAUAAGAGGUUCCAAAGUUUUCUUUAAUUGUUCCAGUGAAGCGUAUCCCUCACAAAACCUGACGUGGAUAGUUGAAGAUGCAGCACAGGAUGAUCCUCACAGAGCGUCUGGGAGCGAAUCAUCUCUUGAGUUUUCCAUAAGUAACAUCAUUCCAAGUGAUCAAGGGAUCUACACAUGUGCUUCUCAAAAUACCUCCUCCAUGAGAACUGUGAACAAGAGCCAGGAACUGCUAGUUUACUAUGCUCCAGAGAGGCACCCCGAGUGCAGUUGGGAAUUGGGAAAUGAGCCAUCUGAUGUAUUGUUCAUAUGUAACUGGUAUGGAGGCUACCCAGUGCCCACCCUGGACUGGCAUGAGGUCCUUGAAAAGACUGUUAUAGCCAAGGGUCCCAUGAUCAACACAUCCCAAGAGACAGAGCGUUUGGAAGUCCAUGUGAACAGGUUUAUAUUGCACAAUAAUGAGGAAGUUAAGUGUGUGGGACAUCACAUAACUGGAGUAGAGAAUUCAUGCUCCUUCAACCUCAAGAUGCCGUACCCUUUAGGAGCCCCUUUGGUAACUGCUCUGGUGGGCAGUACAGCCACCCUCCGUUGUACAGAGACUGAUUCUCUCCCGCCAGCUAAGACUGUAUGGAAACAAAAGGACAACAAAGUCAUCAACAAUACCUCGAAAUACAUUGUAUCUGAGAGUAAACCCACAUACACACUCACUAUAGUCAACGUAACAAAAGACGAUGAAGGCAUCUUCUACUGCUAUAGUGAAAACCCUCUUGGUGCAAGAGAGCUGGAAUUGUAUCUAACUGUGAGGACCUCUGAAGGUGGAGGAGCUGCAGUCGGUGUCUUUGUGUCCGUCUUAAUAGUCAUGAUUGGAAUUGUUCUUGGUGUGACAUUAUACUCCAAGCGCGACAGAAUUUGCAUUGGUUUAGGAUUUAGUAGUUUAGAUGACGACAGAGAUUUCCUGAGCUUAGUGGAUUCAGAUGAAGAGGAAAUUUUCCAUAAUGCCGUUCCUCGACUUCCUCCACUGACAAACGGAAAUGCAACCACAUUAGUAGAGAUUCACAGAAUACCAUCCUGUGAUCAUGAAGAUAAUCCAGACAGUACCGAGCACACAGAUCAAACUCAACAUGAUCGAACAGAACCGGAAAACGCAGAGAUCUUUCAAUGACCAGUUUAUAUGCGCAUGAAAUGCGUCAGAAUUGUGGACUGCGCUAAAUUAUUUUUCUUCUGUGUGAUAUUAUACGUAAAAUAUUAUUAAUUGUAAAAUAUUUAAAUUACCUGUGAAAAAUGUUAAAGUUGAAAUGUUUUUUUUUAGAGCGGCACAGUAUUAGGUUUUACGAUUGUGGCCUCAAAUAGUAAAAUUAAAACUUUGUGUCAGUUAGCUGUGAUUGUAUAAAACAAAAUUAUGUUUAUGAAUUCAUUGAUUGCUUUCCAUAAAAAUGUAGGGGUGACUGGGGCUAGUUGUCACUCUGAGAAGUUGUCACAUGGGUUAUAUUUCAGUAACUAACAGGUCUGAGUCUACAGUCUAGUAGCAUAAAUGCUUAUUUUCUCUAGCAGUGGUUGUGUAUGUUGUUUUUUUAACAUCUGCAUGUAGAUCCAAACUACUCAAAACAGCUCUGUAUAGGUUUUGUGAAUUCUAACCUCCAAACUAAAAUUCAUUAUAUUCCUGUAAUGCUGUUGGGGGAAAAAUGUGAAUAAAAUUAAAUCAUAC
Molecule: messenger RNA, 1995 nt
Organism: Xyrauchen texanus (razorback sucker)
Lineage: Eukaryota; Metazoa; Chordata; Actinopteri; Cypriniformes; Catostomidae
Product: V-set and immunoglobulin domain-containing protein 10-like
Exons: 8
Coding region: 118-1452 (444 amino acids)
Biological process (GO): cell-cell adhesion
Cellular component (GO): cell-cell junction
Molecular function (GO): cell adhesion molecule binding
Source: RefSeq, a predicted model, not a curated record